GCUCCAGAGAAUACCUGAAUUUCUUUGGAAGUAGUUGAAACGUUUCAUUUAGCAUAGCUUUAGAGGCUUCUUGUCGUUUGUUAUAUCCUUUCCGUGGACUGCUGGAGUCUACCGGUUAGUUUGCGGCAAGCCGUCUAGACUUGCUUCAGGUGUAUUUAAUUCUUCAAGAUUGGUAAGAGCAAAGGCUUGACUCCCAACAACCGCUCAUAAUCUUCGUGUUAGGUUUACGAUGGCGUCACUGGAAUUUGAACCUAAUAAGAAUGUGGUUGCCAGACUGGCUAAUCUCCCCUUGGUCAGCUCCACCUGCAACCUGUUGUCUUUCGCGUACUGCAACACCAAGGACAACCACCCCUACCUGAGGUCCGUGUGCGAGGUGGCAGAGGCAGGCGUGAAGACGCUGACAUCGGUGGCGCUGACGCAGGCUGGCCCCAUAAUCGACAAGCUAGGGCCACAAAUUGCUGCUGCUAAUGAUCUGGCCUGUAAAGGCCUGGAUAAGAUAGAGCAGACCUGGCCCAUCGUGCACCAGCCCCCAGAGCAGGUCGCCACCAGCGCCAUGGCUAUCGUGAUGGGAGCCAGGGAGGUGGUUGCCAUAACGACGAACGGUGCCCGCGAGGCGCUGUUGUUCACGCUGGCGGGGGUGGUGGAGCGGGCCCGGGGGGCGGUGCUGGGCCGGGUGGAGAUGACCCGCGAGGCGAUCGGCGGGGGGGUCCGCACCGUGAUGGGCUGCCGCGUGGCCCGCCUGGUCAGCACCGGCGUGGACUCCGCCCUCAGCACCUCAGAGACGCUGGUGGACCAGUACCUGCCCCUGACCGACGACGAGCUCGAGAAGGAGGCCAAGACUGUGGAGGGGUUCGACGUGGCCGCCAAGCCAAGUUACUACGUGCGGCUGGGCUCCCUCUCCACCAAGCUGCGCAAGAGGGCCUACCGCCAGGCCCUGGCCAAGGUGCACGAAGCCAAAACCAGGAGCCAGGAGUCCAUAUCCCAGCUGCACCUCACCGUGGACCUGAUUGAGCACACCAGGAGGAACGUGGGAGCCCUGGGUCAGUGGAAGAGCAGCGGCCAUGAUGGAGAUGUGCAGCGCAUGGAGUCCCGCACCCUGGCCAUUGCCCGCAGUCUGACCCGCCAGCUGCAGAACACCUGCCUGUCCCUGGCGCCCAGCCUGCAGGGCCUGCCCCAGAACAUCCAGCACCAGGCCCUGUCCGUGGCCCUGUCCGCCUCCGAGAUCUACGCCAACUUCAGCGGCGCCUUCACCUUCCAGGACCUGUCCGACGGCGCCCUGGCCAGCAGCCGGGGCCAGCUGGCCCGCAUCAAGGAGUCCCUGGACGGGGUCAUGGACUACCUGGUCAACAACACGCCGCUCAACUGGCUGGUAGGUCCCUUUUAUCCCCGGGCAAAGCCUGGCCCCGCCCCCGACCCCGGCCAUGACCCCACGACCACCCCAAACCACAACCCCGGUCACGCCUCCGAUACUGACCCCGCCCCUGACUCCGCCCCCAACUCCACCCCCUCAAAGCCCCUGUCCAAUGGGCAGGUGAAGAUGUGGGCCGCGGAAGAGAAGAUGCCGCCACUGAUGAUGUAAUCGUUUGUCACAGAGUCCCCCCCCUGGAGACUUGCCGGUCUUGUGUCCAGCUCUUUAUUGCAAAAAAGGUUACAGGUUUAAAAAAUUUAGUUUUUCAGUUUAAUAUAAGUUUUUGAAAAGCAAAAUUAAGGUGUUACCCCUUUUGGCAGGUGUUUCACAGACCUAAGAUUAGGUUUGAUGUCACAGCUGGCUAAGUCGGUUCCAGAUUUUUUGGCUAGUCAGGUUCUGUGAAGCACCAUGAAGUCACGUCUUGUCCUUAGUCCAAUGACCUCUGCUAUCCAAUGAGAGCUCCUUUUGAUGAAGUCAGACAUGUGAUGUCAUUGUUCUGGGCCGGCUCCCCAUCCAGCCCAUGAUUAAUGUUAAUGUGAGAGUUUGGUUCUCAUAGUGGGUGCCACCAUUGUGAAUAUUUUCCUUUUGUUUUCCUUGUCACGUAUGUGUGCCUUGGUGCCAUGGAGGUAGGGGGCGGUGUCGUUUAAAAAAAAUGUAAGGAAAUGACAUGGGAUUGUAAUUUCAGGAACCCAUCCACCCUGUGAGACGUGUUGUCCUUGUGCGAAAUUAGCGGCUAGUUAAUACGACGUUCCCUGUGUAUUCCAUAAAUAAUAAAUUUGUGCACAAUAAUCAUAAUAAAUGAAAACGCAUCUAA
Molecule: messenger RNA, 2222 nt
Organism: Anguilla rostrata (American eel)
Lineage: Eukaryota; Metazoa; Chordata; Actinopteri; Anguilliformes; Anguillidae
Product: perilipin-2-like
Exons: 7
Coding region: 230-1579 (449 amino acids)
Biological process (GO): positive regulation of triglyceride storage; lipid storage
Cellular component (GO): lipid droplet; cytosol
Source: RefSeq, a predicted model, not a curated record